CACGGCGCACAGCUGCUCAUCUGUCAGUUUACGCCAGACGGUGUGCAAAAAGUUGUGAAACGGUGAUGGUGUUAAACAAAGUAUUGCAUAAAUAGAACGUUCGUUCAUAGUAAUUCUUUAUCGGAUUCUUCGGUUCGGUUCGCGGAUCUUGCUAGUCACAGGGAGGAGUUCCUCUUGUAUUAUUCAACGCGCGUGAUAGCAUACCAACUACGCCAAAAUGGUCGUAGGGGCAUUUCCGGCCGCCAAAUUGGGCGUCCUUGCCAUGAAACAAAUCUCAAAACCGAUCGCCGCUCUGCUAAAGGAACGAGCCAAGAAUAGUCCAUUCUUCCGGAAGUAUGUCUGCAUGCCACCGGCACAGUUCUACAACUGGAUGGAAGUGAAAACCAAAAUGUGGGCCAUGAACCUCGGGAAACCCACCAACGUUCCGGUCCUGAACGAAGCCAUGGCCAUCGAACUGGGGGCCAAUCUAUUAGGUGAAAUAGUGAUCUUCACCAUCGGUGCCGGUUUACUCCUGUUAGAGUAUCAGAGGCAAGUCCGAAAGGAAGCUAAUAAAGAGGAAAUGGUCAUGCAGGAGAAGCUGGAACUGCAGGCCACAAUCAACGAACUAAUUUUCCAGGUGCAGAGGCAGGACACACAGAUCAGGGAGAUGGCCAGAGUUGUGGCUGAUUUAGAAUCUAAAUCAUCGUGGAAGCCCAAAAUUCUGACCGAUCUGACCAGCAAGCGAAACAGUGCCGAACAACCGCUGUAUAUUCCGGAUAAUCCCACGGGUAGUUCAUCCGCGAGCAGCGGUAAUUCCGGAGUAGUAACAAAAGCAUUGAAUGUGAUUGAAAAUGAAGUCUUUUAUAGAGAAAGUCAACCGAGCGACGAAGAAGACGAUUCCGGACGACGAUCGGGCGUCGUCACGAAAGCCUUAGUCUAUCUGGUGGGUGAAACUACCAGCCAAAGAAGUAGAUAAAUCCAUAGUCUUUCGUUUGUGUUGUCCGUAUUGCUCUUAGGUUGUUGUUUUGUAAAUAGGCAUCGUGCGGUGUGCAUAGCUAUUGUAAUGACUUUGAAAGGAAUUGUUUGAAUAAAAAGACAUGCCACAGUUACUGCUUAGCACAAA
Messenger RNA from Aedes aegypti (yellow fever mosquito), 1102 nucleotides. Its product is annotated as putative OPA3-like protein CG13603. The record is from RefSeq and is a predicted model, not a curated record. NCBI's taxonomy places the organism in Eukaryota, Metazoa, Arthropoda, Insecta, Diptera, Culicidae. The transcript is spliced from 3 exons. Bases 218 to 955 code for a protein of 245 amino acids. Gene Ontology annotation, biological process: regulation of lipid metabolic process. Gene Ontology annotation, cellular component: mitochondrion.